AUGUCGGCACACAACCCGAAGGCGGUGGCGGCCAUUCCGGUAGCCGUAAUACCGCCUGGCAUCCGCCGCGCCACCCUUUCCAUGGAGGCACACGAACGGAACCACCUGGCUAUCGGCAUGGGGGGGGAGAAGUACUUGGUAGUGCAUCCAACGUACUCGCUGGCGCCGCACCUGUACCGCCGCCGCUUGCUUGGUGCAGUGCUGCAGACGCUGCUGGAGAUGGCCGUUUUCCUUUUCGCGCUUCUAGGCUUGUGCACGCCAUGCAUCAUUGUGCACCAACGGAAAUACUUCGCCUUGCUGGGCGGCUACGGCGGGCCUAUGACGGAUCCCCCCGGGCGAAACGUGCCGCUGAUUGCGUGCUCGGUGUUGAUGAUCGUACUCUUCGGCUUUGCGCUCAUCGUCUCUGUUACCGUGGCGUGCUGCUUGCGAUGUGACCAGCGCGCGCACGUGAGCGAAGAAUUGUUCAACCGGGAACUGCUGGAGCUGUACGGCGCGCAGGUGCACGAAGAUGGUCGCGUGCACAGCGCUGGUGGUGAGCCGAGCGUUUUGAAAGACGAGGGUAUGUGGGGCCCGUGCUGUGGGUUCGAGGCGAAUGAGCGGUCACGACGGUCGAGAAACACCGGAAUCUCGUGCUUGCAGUGCAUCGUGGUAGCCGCCGGCCUGAUCCUGGAGGGCGUCGUUGUGUACAACAUGAGGUGGAUGUACGCAACUGCCGUGGCGAGCGGUAAGACCGCCACAUAUGAGAACGGCUUCUUCGUUAGCGUCUUCGCGUUGGUGUUGAGAAUAUUUCAGCUUCUCUUUUACUGCUACAUGGCAUUCCAUAUGCUGUACAUGGGCUUCCGUCGAGGCAUGCCGCGGUGCCAGCUCAUCCGUGCGUCUGGUAGUCGCGCAGCUGGUAUUCUUUCGGCCCAUGGAGAAGGUGCCAGCUGUGAUGAACAGCGUGCAAAGGCCGACUCGGAGAGCGGCUAUCCAUCCAAGCCGCGGUACAGCGCUGUUGACAGGGAAGGCGAUCGCGAGAUGGAGCACAUUCCGAGCGCGUGCACCACGCUCAAUUCCUGUUCAUGA
Leishmania major strain Friedlin is the source of this 1065-nucleotide messenger RNA. RefSeq lists its product as hypothetical. Lineage: Eukaryota; Euglenozoa; Kinetoplastea; Trypanosomatida; Trypanosomatidae. The transcript has a single exon. Bases 1 to 1065 code for a protein of 354 amino acids. The record is from RefSeq and is a predicted model, not a curated record.